Messenger RNA from Spea bombifrons (plains spadefoot toad), 1333 nucleotides. Its product is annotated as aldo-keto reductase family 1 member C1-like. The coding region runs from base 51 to 1028 and encodes 325 amino acids. Lineage: Eukaryota; Metazoa; Chordata; Amphibia; Anura; Pelobatidae. Gene Ontology annotation, biological process: steroid metabolic process. The record is from RefSeq and is a predicted model, not a curated record. Gene Ontology annotation, molecular function: ketosteroid monooxygenase activity; steroid dehydrogenase activity; aldose reductase (NADPH) activity. Gene Ontology annotation, cellular component: cytosol. The transcript has 9 exons.
UUGAUCCAUACACUCCCUUCUGACGCUUCCUCCCACAUUCAGCUUCAGAAAUGUCAUCCAGUUCUGAUCUACGAGUCCCGAUGAACGACGGAAACAAAAUCCCUGUAAUAGGGUUUGGCACCUACGCUCCAGAAUAUAUUCCUGUAGCUGAGAGCGAGGAAGCCACAAAAGCUGCGAUAGAAGUUGGCUUCCGCCACAUCGAUGGGGCCCAUUUGUACGGCAACGAGAAAGAAGUCGGGCGGGCGAUCCAAGAAAAGAUAGCCGACGGAACCGCCAGAAGAGAGGACCUGUUCUACACCGGAAAGUUAUGGUCGACCUUCCAUAUUCCGGACCAGAUCCAGUCUCACGUGAAGCAGUCUCUCCAGACCCUGCAGCUGGAUUAUAUGGACCUCUAUCUCAUCCACUGGCCGUGUGCACUAAAGCCUGGAGGAGAUCUCAUGUCUCUGGAUGAAAACGGGAAAUUGAUGCUUGAUACGAGUGUUGACCUGCGCGAUGUUUGGGAAGCUCUGGAGCAGUGUAAAGACGCGGGGCUGGUAAAGUCCAUUGGCGUCUCCAACUUUAACCGAAGACAGCUGGAGCUGAUCCUCAACAAGCCGGGACUGAAGCACAAGCCGGUCUGUAAUCAGGUGGAAUGUCACCCAUACCUCAACCAGAGCCAACUGCUGGAGUUCUGCAAGUCUAAGGACAUCCUCCUGACAGCAUACAGCGUGUUGGGGUCACACAGACACAAGACAUGGGUGGACCAGAACUCCCCGGUGUUAUUGGAAGAUCCGGUGUUAAUUUCAAUCGGGAAAAAAUACAAUAAGACAUCAGCCCAGGUAGCUCUCCGCUACCAGAUCCAGAGAGGGGUCGUGGUCAUUGCAAAAAGUUACAAUCCACAGAGGAUCAAGGAGAACUUCCAGGUCUUCGAUUUCCAGCUGUCCUCAGAAGACAUGAAGCUGAUCGACGGACUCAACCGGAAUCUACGAUACGUGGGGCUACCUGUACUUGCCGACCACCCACAGUAUCCUUUCCACGAUGAAUACUAAUGAUGACCCACAGGCUUCACGUUCGACCAAAAACCCUGAUCCUAUGAACUUUUAUAUCGGUUCUAUAAAGGAACUUCUAGUUCUAAAGCUUGCAGAAUAAAAUAAGAAACAUGUAUGCGUUAGACAUGUUCCUGAUGUGCAUACCCUAAGAGCAGCUCGAUUAUUCCUCCCCAUUGCGUUCUCCUGUUAUUACUCUGCUGUUGACUUUCGCCUGAAUCUUAGUAGUUCUUCUGGGAUUUUAAGGGUGAACUAAGGAGAAAGUUGACAUUUUGCUCAGCUUGCUAUAAAAGUUAAUUUAUCCUAAA